AUGGAGAAGCUGCUCGCCACCUGCGUCGCUCUCCUGGUCGCCUCCUCAGGUAGGAGACUCUCUCUGCUCACCUAAGACUCAUCUCUUUUUUUCACUUUACAGGCUGAAUUUAAAGGAAAAAAACACCUGAAACUGUAAAAUAGUUAUAGUCUAACAUAUCUUUAUGAUGUCUCAGACUGAAAACUUGGAAUAAUAUGAACAAAAACUCUCCUCUAUGAAACAUUCUGAAAAAGAGCAAAAACCUCAGAAAUCAGGAGGUUUUUAAACAGGCAGAUGAUAGAAAAUAAAUUAGAGAUACAACAUCACUGCAGCUUUUUCUGCCUAUUUUCUGUUAACAGACGACAGAGACUGUGUUGUUUUUUUAAAUUCAAGGUUUUCAUAAUAUUUUCGGUGAGUUUAGCUCAUCAUUUUUCUCAGUAAGGGUUUAAAAGAGUCAGAAAUCAGAGAGAGGAUGGACACUGACACAAUAAGGAGGACAUACUACAACAAAAAACUAAAAAUAAUCUCCCUAACAGAAGAUAAUAGGAGUUUGUUUAAAUAGAGCGUAAUUAAUUUAUUACACUAUUACAUUAUAACAUUAUAACAUUAUAAGACUAAUACACUAUAACUUUAAGAAACUAAUUCACUAUUACAGUAUGACACUAAUAAACUAUUACAAUAUAACACUAAUACACUAUAACAGUGUAACGCUAAUACACUAUAACAUAACAUUUAUUACACUAAUAUAUUAUCACACUAAUACACUAUUAUAUUAUAACAUUAUAAGACUAAUACACUAUAACUUUAAGAAACUAAUUCACUAUUACAGUAUGACACUAAUACACUAUUACAAUAUAACACUAAUACACUAUAACAGUGUAACGCUAAUACACUAUAACAUUAUAACAUUUAUUACACUAAUAUAUUAUCACACUAAUACACUAUUACAUUAUAACACUAAUAAACUAUUAUAGUAUAACACUAAUGCACUAUUACAGUAAAACACUGAUACACCAUAACAUUAUAACAUCAAUACACUAUUACAGUAUGACACUAAUAAACUACUACAUUUUCACUCUUAUAAACUAUAACAUUAUAACACUUAUACACAGUGAAGGAUACAUUGACCCGUAUCCUUCAAGUGAAGGUGGACAGCUGAGUCCUGAUCUGAGGAAGUGGCUCUCCUGUGUUGAGCCAUGCGCUUGUGAAGCAGUUGUUUAGUUUCCCCAAUGUACAGGUCCGAGCAUUCCUCACUGCACUGGACAGCGUACACCACAUUACUCUGUUUAUGUCUCGGUGUUUUGUCCUUGGGACGGACUAGCUUCUGCCUUAGUGUGUUACCAGGCUUGAAAUUAACAGGAAUAUGGUGUUUGCCAAAGAUCCUCUUGAGUUUUUCCGACAGGCCUGCAACGUAAGGGAUUACAGUGCUCUUGCGUCUCUCCUCCCUUUCAUGUUCAGUGUUAUUUCUCUUUCUGUUCUUUACAAAGGCCCACUUAGGGUAUCCACAGGUUGUCAGGGCAUUUUUGAUGUGCUUCUGUUCCUUUUCCUUACCUUCUUUCUUCGUGGGAAUAUUCUCAGCCCGGUGGUUGAGUGUUCUGAUGACACCCAGUUUGUGCUGGGCACAAGCUGUCCACCUUCAAUUGAAGGAUACGGGUCACUCUUUCGAGGACAGCAAUGUACAGGUGCUGGCUCGAGAAGACAGAUUGUUUGAAAGAGGAGUUAAAGAAGCCAUCUUUACCAGGCUGGAGAAACCUUCUCUGAACAGAGGGGGUGGACUCAGGCACAAUCUCUCUGGCACUUACAAUGCAGUUCUCAGCUCUCUCCCCAGGAAGCUCCACAAACAUUCACACCUGGAACCACAUGACCCAGGUGGCAUGAGUCAUGUGGUCACAUGACAGGAGUCGCUAACGACCCUUUCAGGUUAACGACUUGGGGGGGGGGGGGGGACACACCCAGAGAUGGGUUUCUACGACCCAUUCUUUUCAACUCCACCCAGUCGUUAUCUGUCCCCUUCUCCAGUAAGAUAAAUAUCUGCUCCUCACACUAGCAAUAUUUAGAACUGAAGAAGCUUCUUGGAUAAGAGGCGAAACGUCUUCUCAACUCUACACAGUCCAGUUGCCUGUUUUAAGUCUUCAAGAUUACAUCAUGACACUAAUAAACUACUACAUUUUCACACUUAUAAACUAUAACAUUAUAACACUAAUACACUGUUACAUUGUAACACUUAUAAACUAUUACAGUAUAACACAAAUACACUAUUAGAUUAUAACACUAAUUAACUAUGACAUUAUAACAAUAACUAUUACAGUAUAACACUAAUACACUAUAACAUUAUAACAUUAUAAGACUAAUACAUUAUGACACUAAUAAACUAUUACAUUUUCUCUCUUUUAAACUAUAACAUUAUAACACUAAUACACUAUGACAUAACACUUAUAAACUAUUACAGUAUAAUACUAAUACACUAUUACAUUAUAACACUAAUACACUAUCACCGUAUAACACUAAUACACUAUUACAGUACAACACUAAUACACUAUUACAUUAGUACAAUAUUACAUCUAAGUUUUAAACAUUGACAUUAUUACACUACUACACUAUUAUAUAUUUAGACUAUAACAUUAUUACACUAGUUCUCUGUCCAUAGGGGGGUGCCAAAAUCAACAAAGAAAGAUUGAUAUUUUUAACUUUACCCAUUUUAUCUGACAAACAUCUUAUCUUUAUCUUUGCCCUCAGUUUCCUAAACCACAACUCCUGUAACCAUGAUAACCAACUUAAUUUCCUCCCCAGCAUCAUCAUCUGAUGUCACUAUACGCGCAGUAACCAUGACAACAGGCAGUAACAUCAACUCAACUGUUAACUCAACGACAGCAGCCAUCAACAGCUUCAGCUCUGACCCACCCACAGCGUCACCUGACUCCGGUGCCGCUAAUGUCACAACAAUCAGCAAAACCGCCCAGCCCAGCAACACCAGCAACACCGUUACGACUGGUGUUACCAUGGCGACAAUCUCUCCAAACAGCACCAAUGGCUCCCCCGUAACCAUAACAACAAACACCACACAGGCUGCCAGUGAUUCCCCCGGCAACACCAUUCAGACAAACUCUACAGUCACCACACAGAUGUCCAACAUCACCAUGGCAAAAACAGUUACAGCAACCAGCAGUGUAGCCCCCCCAUCAGCUGGGGGGGUUCCUGGGUGGGGAAUCGCCCUGCUUGUCCUCGCUGCUCUGGCGCUGCUGCUGCUCCUGCUGCUGCUGAUCGCCCUGGUGAGUCCGGCGCCUCUGAUCAGGUCAGAGGUCAGGAGGCUGUUAGCUCAGCUGAUGCUGCGUUCAGGUCACCGCGGAAGUCAGGUGUCUGAGCUGGGGAUGACGUCGCACCCGAGUUACCAGCAUUUCAGUGACCAAGUCAGAAAAAAACAGAAAACAAGAUGUUGCAAAGGGACCAAAUAUUUGUCCAGAAGUUACAUCAAUUCCGAUGAGGCAAGCGCUUAAGUAACUUUCGUACAUGUAGCCAUCUUGUUUCCGCCUCCGAUUUAGUUUUUUUCUGACUUCAUGGAUGAAACGCUGUUAACUCAGGUGUGACGUCAUUUUCAGCUCCGACAUUUCACUUCCAAGAUAACUUGAACAUAGCAUUAGCUUCAGGAGGAGGGGACUCUGUGGACCCGUAGUUUCCUGUAUUUUUCUGUCGUUUCCAGCAGUUUUCUUUAGUUUUCUGUAGUCUUCUGUAGUUUUCUGAUUUUCCUGUAGUUUUCUGUAGUUUCCAGCAGUUUUCUGUAGUUUCCUGUUGUUUUCUGUAGUUCCCUGUAGUUUCUGGUAGUUUUCUGUAGUUUCAUGUAGUUUUUUGUAGUUUCAUGUAGUUUUCGGCGGUUUCCUGUAGUUAUCAGUGAGCAGAGAUAUAAACAGAUGUGACCGUCUCUCGAUGGGUCUUUCUGAUUGGAUAUUAUCAGACCAAUCAGCUCCUACGUUGAAUAGUUGUAGUGUCUUAGGUAGAAGAGCAGCAGGUCUCACUCACAGUCUCUCUCUCUCUUUCCUUUCCAGCUGGUUUGGUGGUGCUGCUGUAGGGGGCGUCACAAAGACUUCAGCCCCUAUGAUACACUGUCCCACAGAGAUGACAUUCCUCUGUACACCACGCAUGGGCGAUUCGGACGUCCCAACGGGGACACUUUUGUAAGUAAACCAAUUAUUUUGCCAACAGUUUAUUGAUCUUUUACCGAUAGUUUAUUGAUAUUUUGCCAAUAUUUUAUUGAUAUUUUGCUGACAGUUUAUUGAUAUUUUGCUAAUAGUUUAUUGAUAGUUUACCAAUAGUUUCCUGAUAUUUUGCCGAUAGUUUAUUGAUAUUUUGCUGAUAGUUUAUUAAUAUUUUGCUGAUAGUUUAUUGAUAUUUUUCAGACAGUUUAUUGAUAGUUAACUGAUCGUGUAUUGAUAUUUUGCCAAUAGUUUCCUGAUAUUUUUCUGAUAGUUUAUCCAUAGUUUGCUGUGUGAUGUCUCCUGCCCCCUCAGGUGUGUGUGGUCCUCAUGGGUGUGUGAUGCUGUAAUGGUUUUCUCCUGUUUGUGUUUGUAAUGAGUCACAGUCAACAUUUACUCAGGGAUCGGACGGCAAUAAUGUCGCACCUCCCUGUGCGUUAGAGUGAUUGAUGUUUCCAUGACAACGGGUUAACCAAUAAAGCUAUCAGUUGGAGGGGCUGAGUGUUAAGAGUGUUUUCUGUUGGCGCUGUGAUUGCCUCAUACUGACAUAGAGUAAAUCAUUAUACAGUCCAACUGUUUUUAACCCUUUAAUCACUCUGCAUGCUGUCUGAGUGAAAACAUGAUCCUCUAACAAUAACUGUGACUCAGUCUGUGAAAACAUGGACAGCACUCUCUUUGAAAGCUCCUACCAGGGUUUUUUUGGACAUUUAUGACACAGACUAAAAUACAAACCAAAGCCUUUUAAUGACGUCCAGAAGAAACCAGGAGCAUCAUUUUCACAUCUUCAUUCCUGAUGUUCACAGCAAAUCAGCAGAAUUUCAACAUGAGUUUGUCACAGACUCACCUGAGAGUCCACGUUUCCUCUGUGUGUUCAGGGUUUGGAGGCUCUCAUGUAAAACUCACAUUUCAGGUGUUUUAUUUGAGAAUUGAGAAGAAUGAACUUCUCUGAUUUACUUCGUGAACCAUGUGAGGCUUGUGGCUCGUUGAAAGGAUUAAAUGAUAAAAUGAUUAUUAUUCAUCACAUUUCAUAUAUUUUCCCAUUGAACUGUUUACAUUUCAUGUAGUUAGAAACCUUUGAAACAGUAAAGUUAAGUGGUAAAACUUGAAACAGAAUCUGGGAAAAUAAAAUGAACUUAAGAAAAGAAACUUGUAUAAUUGAUCAGAUAAACUUUCUGCUUUAAUGAUGAAUUUCUCUGUUCGUGUUUUUACAGGAUGAGGCGGACAAACCCAUGAAGAGGAGGGCGAGUGUGUACACCAUCAACCAGUAACCCUGACCUGAUCCCUCAGAAACCACCAAACACUCUCUCUUUUUGAUUAAAAUAUUAUUUAAAUAUUGAAGGUGAAAAUGGAGCUUUAUUUUUAUGAUUUUAAAGAUUGAAACAAUCAAAUUUUAAUGAGAAACUUUACAAUAAUGUAACGCCGG
Messenger RNA from Xyrichtys novacula (pearly razorfish), 5589 nucleotides. The record is from the annotation of a GenBank genome assembly. Lineage: Eukaryota; Metazoa; Chordata; Actinopteri; Labriformes; Labridae.